UCUCCUCCCAGCUGUUGAAGCUGGAGGGGCGGAGUGAAUACGACCCCAGAUCCGGCUCUAGGACUCCUUUGUGCGGUUGCUGCUGGUUGGAGCAGCGGUAGAUUGCUGGCUGUACGUUAGUGACUGCACUGCACAUUGCAGCAAGUCCCACACCCUGCACAUGCAUAUUUAAAAAGGUGCCGCAAUCAGAUCUGAGUUUACACGCCCAUUGCCUUUCAACUCUUCAAGAGACCCUGUGUGGUGUGGUGCCAGGCAGAAUGGGACGUCCUGGUGCCCUGAACUCUCACUAAGGAGUCAGGUACCAGCAGGCCAUGCAGGGAGAAGCCUCGGCAGGGGCCAUUGGCAUGGAGCAGGUGAGCCAACUGGGGGCUGAGAGCCCACGCCUUGCCUCGCUGCGCAGGUCAGAGGUCACGGGUGGCCCCUCCCAGGGCGAGGAGGGCAGAGUGGAGAGGAGGAAGAGGAGGAAGAAGGAGCCGAGGCCAGAGUCCAUCAUUGUGUACCACUCGGAGGCAGAGAAGGGGGUGACCGAGGAGUCUCCGGCAGAGGAGGGGAUUGAGAAGAGCGGACAGGAAGGGCCCAAGUUCCUCAGCACUCCCACAGGCGAGGCUCUCACAGGAGGCUGGAACGCUCCUCUGGACAGCCGCUACGUCACUCUGACCGGCACCAUCACCCGGGGGAAGAAGAAAGGCCAGAUGGUGGACAUCCACGUGACACUGACUGAUAAAGAGAUGCAGGAGCUGGCCAGGUCCAGAGAGCCUCUCCGGAGAGAGCAGGAAGGCGAGGGGGGUGAGCGGGCCUGCUGGGUGGGGGCUGGCCGUGGGCCCCACAUCCUGGUCUGGAGCUUGUCGUGCGCACCCGUGGUGUUCCUGCUCUCUUUCGUCAUGUCCUUCUACUACGGGACCAUCACCUGGUACAAUGUCUUCCUGGUCUACAAUGAGGAGCGGACUUUCUGGCACAAAAUCACCGUCUGCCCCUGCCUCAUCAUCUUCUACCCCAUCCUCAUCGUGGUGCUCUCCCUGUCCCUGGGGGUCUACACUGCCGUCACCCAGGUGUCCUGGGCCUUCGCCGAGUGGUGGCAGGCAGUCCGAGACCUGGAGAAAGGCUUAUGCGGCUGGAUCUGUGGCAAGCUGGGCCUGGAGGACUGUUCCCCCUACAGCAUCGUGGAGCUGCUUGACUCCGAUAACCUGUCAGGCAGCCUGCAGGGCAAGGGGGGACCUUCACAGGGGCUCGAGACCUCCGCUGUCUGAGUCCUCCAGUCUGUUUUGUGUCGUUGUUUCUCGCAGAGCAGUGGCUGUAGUUUAUCACAGCUUUUUACUUUGAUGUGCAAUGGUAGUGAAGUAGAGAAUGAAAUCUGGCUAUGCAACCAAACUGAUGAGCCACAGAAAUGAAAGAGCAGGUAGCUUAAAAUUACUUUUUGUUUGAGCUUUUUAUGAGGUUUGUAAUCAUUGGGAGUGGUUUUUAUUGCAGUUACUCGUCCGCCUACAUUCUGAAAUCUAUUCGCUUCAAAUAGGCAUUGUCGCAAAUUUUGUUCUGAAAGAAAAUACACCCUUUCUAAAAUUGAACGAAUACUACUUACCUGGAGAGCCUGAAUGAAAUGUAGGAUUUGUUUAUUUCAGAUUUGGGAACUUUUUUAUUGUGUGCUUUCUUCCUUUCUGAAAAUAUUUUGCUACUGACAGUUUAGAAUAAAUAGCUUUGAAAAUCUAGUCCAUAAAAGUGCUUUAUCCUGAGUGGCCAGAUUCUUUUUCAUCAUUGCUGUAUUUGUAAUCUAGGCUAGAUAGUUGUAUGAACUAGCGCCAUCUAGCAUGUAAAGUAUGUGUACUAAGAACCACUCGGAAGGAUUGCAAAGGUGACAGAAAAACUAAAUCAAAUGUCAUUUGAAUCUAUGUACUCUUUCUAAGGUUUUCAAACUAGUUUUAUUAGGGGUGUCAAGUUUAACCAGUACACACUUCCUUUGGUUUGAUAAUGCUAAAUGUUCAGUCUUUCAUGUGUCAACUAAACAGAUAUCGGCCUCUAAAUGCAUUCAGCAUGUUAUUCAUUUGCUUCGUUGUCACCUGAACUUUUAUAUUAGUACAUUCAGUAUUGCUUACUACAUGGGAAGCACUGUUAGCAAUGUAGAGUUUUAUUACAUAAGUUACAUUUUUUAUUGCAAAGAUUGUGAUUUGUUGUGUAUAGCAAGUGUAAAAUAUAAGUGCAGUCGGUGUACAUGUUCACAACUAUUAUUUUCCACCUGUGGAGAACCUAGUUUUUACAUAUUUAAGAUGGCAAUCUAGUAAUAUUAGAGUUUUUCCUUUCACAAAAGGAAGUAUUAUGUCUUUGAUAAUAUCCUCUGAAGUUGUCUUUCGCUACUGAUUUAUUUCGAUAGCUUUAAAUGUCAUUUAAAUUCCUUUUGUACAUUGCUUAUACUGUCUGAUGGUAUUUGCAACCAUUAUGCCUGGUUCUGGGUUCUGCUUGUUCAAUACUGUGUUUCAUUUUUCUGUAAAUCCGUCUCUCUGUUUCUGAAUUUGCUUUGAGCCUGUCUGGAGAAUCUGAACAGUCUUCCUCUUUCCAUUCAAAUCAUGUGACCUUUCAACUCCCUAAACCCACAACCACUGAGAGAGAUUGCAAACACUAAAAAACAGUAAGGGACAGUGAAACACAUUUGAAUCUCCUUUCUCUUCAAUAUAGCUGCGCUUUCCUACUGCUAGUGUAGUUUUAUUUUCAAAGAAAACUGUAGUUAUUUGCUAUUUAUAUACAGUGUGUUUUAGUGUUUGGAAAAUGGGUGAAAUCUUUAAAGUGUUUUUCAAAAAGUAAUCCAUGGUUUAGAAUACUGUUUAGCUUUUUCAGUUUGAGUCCGCUUGUAGCAGAAUUUUCUUAUCUCAUGUUUUCGUUCUCCAUUAAAAACGUUUUUUUGAAUCCUGAUGUAUUCCUACCACAGACAUUUAAAAAAACGAAGCUGUAACUUUAAAAGGAGGCAGCAAUAGUAAGAUAUGAGAACCCUCACCACUGUAGCUGGGCUGAAUUUGACAGCUUUUAUCACUCAUUAUGGGUUCAUUUGGCUGAUUUGCCUAUUCAGUUUAUAAUGUGUUGCACUGAGUUCUCCAUACUUUCCCCAAAUUUUCUGGCUUUUUUAAAAAUGUUUUAAUCUCUAUCACGUGUGGCUGUGUAGUAUUAUCAGCACUCCGUUCUCUGUAUUGAAUUUACUAGUUCUGAGCUCUUCAGUACUUUAGUCAAUACUACAGCUUUAAUUUGACUAGAAACCUGCAUUAGCACGGUUUGCAGUUGAGCUUGGAAUGAGAUGGAGGUAAACUCUCGAAUUUCUUAGCCUGAAGCUUAUCAAAAUAAAUCAUUUAAGGAGUGAUGAACCAAGGCUUCAAAAAAUGUCUUGCCUUUUUUGGCACUAGAUCAAUUGUCUCCCUUUUCUUGCAUGAGAGACAGUGUUGGAGAAGUUCCUUUUAAAAAGUAAUCUGUUACUAGAACAAAAAUGUAACUCGUUACAGUAACUUAUUACCUUAAAAAAACUAGUUACAGUUACAAAUAAUUACUUUCCUGGACCAUUUUACAGAGAGAUUUUUUUUUUUUUGGUUUGGACAGGCUGCAAGAGGAAAUCACAAGCAUGUUCAUAUGACAUGGAAAGUUUGACUUGGACUGUUGAGUCGCUUUCUGAUUUCUAUGUUCUGCAUUAGCCAUAUUCCUAAAGUAACUACAACUAACAAAGUUCAAUAUUCCAGGUCUUUUGUAGUAUUCUUUUUCUGUGCACCCACAUGACUGGCUAUGAUAUAAUUUUCCUGUAAUUUAUGAAUGUGAUUAUUUAUUUAUAACUGUGAGCAGUUUCACAUUGUAUUUCAUUCCCCACUUGUGAACUUGUUUAAACCCACAGCUUCAUAUACAACCAUGAGAAGUAAAGUGGAAUGGUCCGGGCAGUGCUUUACAGCAAAGCCAUACAGGCAUAUUGAGCUGGGCCAGACACCUACUGAAUGGCUUAUGUGACAACUGUGACACUGCAUACCUAUCUCAACCUUGGCACGCUGGCACCUGAAGGUUGUUCAGUGCAUGUUUUGAGUGGGUAUAAACUUUGGGGGCACUUUGCUCAUGUUUCCUAUUCAAACUGUGUCUCUGUGGUUCCCUCACAGACCCUGAAUGUGCACAGCAAUACACUCUGCUCCUUUCUUUGCUAAAAGCCACAUUACUGUAACCCUGAUCGCUUUGAUGUGUUGUUACGUGUUUCUUUUCCUAUAAAGUUUU
Messenger RNA from Polyodon spathula (Mississippi paddlefish), 4221 nucleotides. RefSeq names its product transmembrane protein 169-like. The record is from RefSeq and is a predicted model, not a curated record. The coding region runs from base 312 to 1247 and encodes 311 amino acids. NCBI's taxonomy places the organism in Eukaryota, Metazoa, Chordata, Actinopteri, Acipenseriformes, Polyodontidae. The transcript has 3 exons.